UAGCCUCUUCCUGCGUUUCCAAAACCUUCGUGCUUCCCUUCUCUUGUUGUCUCUCAGUCUCCCUCGGCGACGUCCGAGCAUUUCUCCGCCUCUUCUUCUCACCUUCCUCACUUCCACAGAUAGAGAUGUUGCUCGGGAAGCGUUCUAGUCCACCGAUGAAGCGGACAGCUAGCUCGAUGGAGUUCUCUGACGGCGUCCUUUUCGACGUCGAGGCUCCCCAGCCGCUGGUUCAGGAUGGAUCGAUUUCAGGCCAACUCUUUGAUCUGCGGUGGGGUGCGGCGGAGGUGGGGCAGAGAUCGCCAUCCAUGUAUGCGGGAUCCAUGGCCUCGCCCCGCGGGCGACUAGGUGGCGCCUUGGACUUCUCCGGACUGCCUGGGACGGCAUCCUUCUUGAGGGCCUGCGGACUCUGCAAUCGAAGCCUCGGGCCAGGACGAGAUGCUUACAUUUAUAGGGGUGAGAUUGCGUUUUGCAGCCUCGAAUGCCGUCAGCAGCACAUCAACUUAGAUGAACUGAAAGAGAAGCGCUCCCCCAAUUCCUCUGCUACCAAAGGUGGCGCUAGUGGAUCACGGGCAGCUUCUUGAGCUAUCUUCGCCGUCGUCUAUAAAAUUCUCAGGCGCCCCAGGAAAAAGACUACAAAUGCUACGGCCAGCAACCGAAUGGAUAUCAUGCGGUUAUAUAUUAUCCAGCAUCAACAAAACCAUCAGAAAAGAAGUUAUAAGACUUGGAAUGGAAUAAACAGAAAAUUAUAUUGUCUCCAACGAUUUCUUUUAGAUCUCUCUCUUUCCUGUAAAAUGCUUCCCUUUUGGAAUGGAAUAAUAAGAUGGUAUUCAUACUUUGAGUGCAUUA
Messenger RNA from Zingiber officinale, 846 nucleotides. RefSeq names its product FCS-Like Zinc finger 7-like. The transcript has 2 exons. The coding region runs from base 126 to 581 and encodes 151 amino acids. The record is from RefSeq and is a predicted model, not a curated record. NCBI's taxonomy places the organism in Eukaryota, Viridiplantae, Streptophyta, Magnoliopsida, Zingiberales, Zingiberaceae.